UUAAACUUUCUCAACCAAAAAAAAAAAAAAAAAUAGUAUAAUGCUUCAAAGUCAUAUGACAAUCCUUCCAAUAAUGGCCAUCAACUUUCGACUGCUACGUCUUGGCUUCUUCAUUCUUUUACCAGUCGGACCAAACUUAGCCAGUGGUUCUUCUAUUGGAGUAUGCAAUGGAUUGAUUGGUGACAACUUACCAUCACUAAGGGAAGUACGUAGUUGCCAUGUACAAAUCAUAUAAUAUUGGACGAAUGACACUAAACGAGGUAGUUGCCAUAUGUACAAAUCAUAUAGUAUUACAAGAACUUCGAGGGUCUGGCAUUCGCGUCCUGGUUGGAGUGGCAGAUCAGGAUAUUCAAAGGCUUGCAAAUUCCUAUAGUGCAGCACAAGAUUGGGUCCAAAAGAACACCAGGUCUUAUUGGCCUGAUGUCCACUUUCGAUAUAUAGAUGUUGGAAAUGAAGUUAUCCCAGAAGAUUAUGCACAAUAUGUCCUCCCAGCAGCAAUACAGAACUUGCACAACGCAUUAAGCAUUGGAGGCCUUUGGCACCACAUCAAGGUUUCUACAUCAGUUGAAACAUCGGUGAUGGAUGUAUCUUAUCCACCUUCAGCAGGGAUUUUUGCUAUGAACACCAUGAAUUUUAUGGUACCUAUUGCACGCUACUUGAGCAGCAUUGGUGCACCACUCUUAGCAAAUGUGUACCCUUAUUUUAGCUACAUUGGAGAUCCUAUAAACAUUUCACUAGCUUAUGCAUUGUGCACUUCCACAAGUGUGGUUGUAAGGGAUGGAAAUUUACGUUAUAUUAACCUGUUUGAUGCCAUAGUUGAUGCAUUGCAUGCUUCACUAGAGAAAGCUGGAGCGCCCCAAGUCCCCGUGGUGGUGUCGGAGUCAGGGUGGCCCUCAGACGGCGAUGCAGGAGUGGCAAGCAUUCAUAAUGCACAAGUGUACAAUACAAACCUAAUAAAGCACGUGCUGUCAAAUGGUGGAACUCCAAAACGGCCUGGAAAUCCAAUUGACACAUGCAUAUUUAAUAUGUUUAACGAGGACUUAAAGGGUGGUGCUGCAGUGGAGAGACACUGGGGGUUGUUUUAUCGCAACAAGUCACUAGCUUACUGCUUACCCCAUUAAUUUCAUGUAAGAAUGCGUUUGGAUUUCACACUUGUUUUGUUGUAAGGUAAUCUCAUUGAAAACGAGUGUACUACUGCCACCAUAACUAUGAUAAGAGAACUUAAUUAUCAUUUUCAAA
Quercus lobata is the source of this 1239-nucleotide messenger RNA. Its product is annotated as glucan endo-1,3-beta-glucosidase-like. NCBI's taxonomy places the organism in Eukaryota, Viridiplantae, Streptophyta, Magnoliopsida, Fagales, Fagaceae. Gene Ontology annotation, molecular function: hydrolase activity, hydrolyzing O-glycosyl compounds. Gene Ontology annotation, biological process: carbohydrate metabolic process. The transcript has 2 exons. The record is from RefSeq and is a predicted model, not a curated record. The coding region runs from base 219 to 1121 and encodes 300 amino acids.